Molecule: messenger RNA, 546 nt
Organism: Lathyrus sativus (Indian pea)
Lineage: Eukaryota; Viridiplantae; Streptophyta; Magnoliopsida; Fabales; Fabaceae
Source: the annotation of a GenBank genome assembly
AUGGUUAACAUGGAGAGAAUGAACAGUGACGACGGUUCUUCAAUUAGAAGACGUUCGUUGAGCUUGUCAAGUCAUAUAAGCCAUCACACAGAUAAUGAUGUUGAUUGUGAGAGUGUUUCAGAAGCUGGUGACAUAGGCGAUCGAGCUCUUCCGAGCAGACGGUUCAGCGAGAGCAACAGUUUCCAUUCAGAAAAUGGAAGUACUGUUAUUACAAACUCAUCUGUUAGACCUUUUCCACAAGAACUCUCAUCCACCCCACAUCUUUCUUUUGAUGCAACGGUUGGUUCUCAUGACUCAAAACUUGUCCUCAUAAGAUAUUUACUGCAAAAGUUAUUUGGCCCCGGGGUUGCUAACGUGACAAGCAAUCAUAUUAUUCUUUACCUUGACCUUCCUUCUAAUAUGGUAUGUCCUCUCAAACAAUAUGGUAAUAACAUUCUUAAAAGCACAAUAUAUAUUAAAUUCACCAUAUCUAUUGCGUUUAUGACAAAAGGUAAAAGAUUAACGCCGUCGGUAGAUGGGUAUAAAUUGGAAUUUUCUAAAUUUUGA